GUUCCACAUCAUUUUAAAGUUUUUAUCAGACUCAAAGAGAAUAUUAUACAAAACCUGAAUUUCCGCAAUCUUAGAAAGAAGAAUUCAUGAGACUAAAGGACGGAGUUGACGAGACGAAGCUUAGUACCGCCAUGAUGUAUUAUGAUAUUAUGCCCUUUCAAUAAUUCCAAGAAUUCCUUUUCAAAGACAACACGUUGGCGAAAUGGUAAUAUUGAAGGUGAUUCUACGUUUACAGCUGUCUGUUGUGAAGUCAAUUGCGCGGUUAGUUGUGAUGUACAGGCCUGUUUACCUCGCGUGCAUGGUUUUCGGUUUGACUGUUUUGGAUGGCUGUGCUGCUAGCUGUGGAGGUGGGAUUACCGAAUCCUCUGGGAGCAUCAAGAGUCCAGCAACCUAUUCUGCCACAGCUUUAAAACCCUUAACUUGUAAAUGGGUUAUUAUGGCCAAAAAGUACGAGACAAUUCUGCUAACCUUCCCAAUUUUUAAUGUGUUGAUGGGGACAACAAAAGAUGACUGUAAUAGAGAUUACGUAGAAAUCAUAGAUGGCGGUGAUAGUUUGGGAAAAUACUGCAAUAGUCAGUCCAGAUAUCCCAUGAGAUCUAUACCAUCAAAGUCAAAUUCUGUUACAAUAGUAUUCAAAGCUACUGGUUCUCCUUAUGGCCAAAAGUCAACAUUUCAAGCCACUUACACUACACAAUGUGGUGGGUUGUUAAAAAGUUCAAAAGGUGAAAUUACAAGCCCUAAUUAUCCACAGCCAUAUCCAGUACCGCUAUCUUGCUCUUGGAAAAUACAAGUACCAAAAGACAGUGUCAUAAGAUUUUUUUUCUUAGAAUUCAACUUAGAAGCUUCUUCACAAUGCAAUCGAGACUACCUCAAAGCUGUGGAUGGCUUAAAUGUUACCUCAAGGUUGAUUGGCCAUUUCUGUGCCAAAAGAACUCCUCCCACAGAACUUCGCUCUACUAGUAACUCAAUGAUGCUCAAUUUUAAAUCCACCACUCCGACAUCUACAGGCAGUUUUCACUUUUAUUAUAAAGUGGAGCCACAUUGUGGUGGGAAUUUGAGAGGGAAUACUGGAAGUUUUUCCUCGCCUGGAUAUGGAAAUGUGGUUCAUUCAACUGGCCCUCAUAACUGUAAGUGGACCAUAGAAGUCCCUAUUGGUAUGGUCAUAUCAGUUGUUUUUGCUUCUUUUGAUGUGAAAUCAUCUUCAAAGUGUUUAAACGAUUAUGUUGAGAUUAUUGAUGGAUCUGGUGGCACUGCAAGAAGCAUGGGACGAUAUUGUGGAAGAGAAGUGGUCAAUCCACCAACUGUUCACUCCACUAAAAAUAUAAUGGUUAUAAUACUUCACCGUAGUACUGACUCAGGAAAGGGUUUCUUUGCAACGUACACUGCAGUCAAUCCUAAGAAUCCUUACAAUAUGUGCGCUAAAAAAGCUGAUGAACUACUAUAUAGAUGCAAUAAUAAUAACUAUAUUCAGUGCCAGUGGAAAUGUGAUGGUACAGAUGAUUGUGGCGACAAUUCAGAUGAGCAAAAUUGUGACACAUCUACAGUCAAGCCCACUAAAAGCAACAAAAUGACAAGUUACGUGAUCAUUUUGGUGUCCAUCACUGGGUUAGCAGUCCUCAUAGCCUUCGUGAUUUUUAUUAUUGAUAGGCUAAGAAGAAAAAGAAGGUCACAAGCCUCAAGUAGGCGUCGUAGGCGAAGGCGCGCACGUUUACUUGCUUUGGAGGCAGACUCAAGAGAACCAAAUUCACCGCCUCCUACAUAUGACUUUGCCAUUUCUGGGUCCAGUUGCUGUGACACUACUAGCAUGCCACCACCUUAUGUUGAAUCAUUAACUCCUGCAAGUACCAGUGAAUUUACAGAGAUCACAGCUAUGUCUAAUCAAACGGCAAGCUCUGAUGCUGAGCAAAGUGAGGAAACUUCUCAGGAUAUCAAUGAUCAACAAGUGGUUGAAGCUAACAGAGAUGACAUGGAGGUUAAUGUUGAGUGUGUUAGCUUGGGUGAAUCACCACCAUCUAGUGAUACAUCACCAUUGAUUGUCUAGAUAGCACCAGAAACUUGCAUGGUAGAUUGAAACAUAUUGUGGUUAAUGCUUUAGGGCUGAGAAAUACAAGAUGCAAAACUCCUCAACUUGUCACACAACAUCACUGCUGUUCAAGUAAAUGUUUUUCUUUUCAGCUUAAGCACUGACAACUUUUCAUGCAUCAAAGACAACCAUGCCAAAAUGUAAAUAAUGAAGAACGACAGUUACAAAACAUUUUGAGGUGUUUGGCAUCUUAUAUUUCUCUGUCUUAACAAGAGUAGGGUUUUUUAAUGGUUAAAAUUUUACAUAUCGAAACUCACAUAUUUACUAAAAUUCGCCAAUUAAUCAAUGAAUAGCAGAUUCAUUUCAUAGAAUAAGCUUUGUCUUAAUUCUAUGCUUAACCCAAGAUACCAAUUGGGUCCUCCAGUGGUUAUGUCACAAAACAAUUUCAGAAUAUUCAUAUAAAAAGUUUGUAUUUGUAACUGAACAUUGUAUACUGUUUCAACAAAGUUUUGUUUCGUAGUACCACUGGUAGCCAAGAUACGAGUGCUUUUAUGGUUGGAUGAUCACAAAUCCAUUUUGAAUUAAUGUGGUUCCUUUUCAAAGGAACCAAGCCAAAUUUAGAAGGGUUUGUAACUAAAAUCUCAACUAAAAGUAGCAAAUAAAUAGCCAUUUGUUCUCAAGAUAUUUCAUAAUUUGUGGUUACAAAUCCCAUGAAUUCACCAAAACAUUUUAAUGAUGCAGCACUUGAGUGGUCUGCUUGCAAAGUAAAAGUUUUCAACCAAAUGAUUUUAUGGGUAUUUUAGUUUGGUUCUGUCAUGUGUUUCAAUCUAUUUGUAGGGUUCUGAAAGAACUUUAAGUCAUUUCACUUCAUUUUCUUUUAUAAUCACAUAUAAAAAUUACAGUAUAGUUAAUAAUAGUGAUUAUUAAUUGUUGUUAAAAAUGUUUUAUGUAGAUAUUUAAGUUCGUGUUAUUGUAUAUUAUAUGUAUUUUAAGACUUGCUAGGAGAGAUUUUGGAUGGGGUAAUUGUAAAGUAUAUUACAUUAUUUUUUAUCUAAAACAGACGUUUUUCAAAAAAAAAAGUUAAAAUGAAAGAAAUUUUAUGUCUGCCAUCUUGCAAUGAAGCUUGACUCAUUUAUUAUGUACUUACCAGUUUUGAUAGACAUUUAUUCAUAGAGUGAACACAUUAAAUCAGUGGGGAAAAAAUUUAAGCACUCAACACCAAUACUGCAACUGGAGAGAACAUUUGGGAAAUGUUUCUUCGUCAACACCAUUUUACCAAAUUGCACAGCAUUAAUAGAAUUGUUCCAAUUGUUCACUCUGAAAGAUACAGUCAAUACGUUUAACGUUGUUCAGUUUUAAAAACAAAGAAAACAACAUAGUGUUGAUGUCUUUAUGUCUUUACAAGUGAACAGCGUUGAUGGGAUUGGCUGACUGUAUAUAUAUAGUAAUUUGUAGAGAUAGUUACCUGGGGAUAGAAUCAUAUAAAUGGAAUAGGAAACGUUUUCAAAUAUGUUUUUUACUAACUCAAAAUACUUGCAUUUUAUAAAAGCCACAAUAUUCGGAAAAUGAUGUAUUAAAUAGUAAUAAAACCAUUAAACUUUGAAA
This is a messenger RNA of Exaiptasia diaphana, 3628 nucleotides long. RefSeq names its product CUB domain-containing protein 2. Gene Ontology annotation, molecular function: protein binding. The record is from RefSeq and is a predicted model, not a curated record. Bases 203 to 2041 code for a protein of 612 amino acids. NCBI's taxonomy places the organism in Eukaryota, Metazoa, Cnidaria, Anthozoa, Actiniaria, Aiptasiidae. The transcript has a single exon.